AUGGAGAAACGCCAAAACGAGGCAGUGGAGCGACUGGUCGGCGAACUGGUCAGUCUGCUUAAAAUGUUGGAUGGUGAGAGUGUCAGCGCCGCCACCGCUGACAAGAUGGUGUCAGUGCGCAACAUCCUGGACACAUUGCAGGUGUCAGGCAGCACUUCGGACGUAUACAUGAACAGCUGCCUCUACGGUAACGGCACCAGCUUCGUCGAGUCCUUGUUCGACGGUUUUGACUGUGACCUGCACGCCCUCAGUACCUCCCCUGUCCAACAGAGAGAGGAAGAGACGCUUGCCGAUAAAUCGACGCCCACGGAUACGCCCCCGCCGCUGCCUACCACUCCCCUCCCGGAGGACUACUACGAGGAGGCUGUUACGCCGGAUCCGAGCUCCGCCCCCCAGUACUUCACUAAUAACAUGGAUGCUUGCAGGAACUCUGAGGAGGACGCUUACUACGAAGAUGCAGACAACAACUACCCCACCACCAGGAUAAAUGGGCCUCCCAAAAAUUCCUAUAACGACUCAGACGCGGUGAGCAGCUCCUACGAGUCAUACGAGGAGGAGGACGAAGAGGCCAAAGCGCAGAGUCCCCCGACGAGGUGGACAGCCGCGGACGAGAGUGCGGACGCUCCAGUUACGGACUGCCGAAUUUGUGCCUUCUUGCUGCGGAAGAAACGAUUUGGACAGUGGGCCAAGCAGCUGGUGGUUGUGCGAGAUAACAAACUACAGUGUUACAAGAGUAUCAAGGAGAGCACCCCUCACACGGAGCUUCCCCUCAGCCAGUGCAGCGUACUCUACGUCAACAAGGACGGACGCAAGAAGAAAAGACACGAGUUGCGCUUCUCUAUGCCUUCGGGUGAGGUUCUAGUUCUGGCUGUGCAGAGUAGGGAACAGGCCCAGCGAUGGAUCAAGGUGGUGCAAGACGUUGGCAGUCACUGUGGCAAUAUGGACGCCCUCAGCGCAUCUGCUUCUCCCAUCAUUCAGAGGAAGCUGGAAAUUGACAAGAUGCUACAGGCCGACAGACACACGUCAGACUCCGACAGCGGGCCCACAGCGGACUGUCAAUCAUCCACACAUGGACCAGCGCCGGGAUGUGGACCAGUACACACUGGUGACACACUAGGGAAAGGAAAGCGUGGCGCCUUGUCAGACUUAACAGGAUCCAUGAGCCGUGCGGCAGGAAAGACGAUCAAUCAAAUCAUCACUUUCUCCAAACGCAAGCCACCGAUUGCAGGAGAGCCCGCUCCCUCUGGUCGCCACGACAACCCUGGCUGCGGCUUUCUGAACGUCUGUGUGGGCGGAAUCUGGAAGGAGCGUUGGUGCACGUUGCGUGCAGGAAGUCUGGUUCUGCAGAGGGAGCCGGGUGAUCAGCGCUCCCCCGUCGCAACAGUGCCGCUGCGGGGCGCCGAGGUGGUGCCGGGGGGACUCGGCCCCAAGCAUCCCUUCUCCUUCCGCGUCCUGCACGGAGGGGCAGAGCUAGCGGCCUUGGAGGCCAGCUGCUCAGAGAGUUUGGGCCGCUGGUUGGGCGUCAUGCUCGCUGAGACGGGUAGCGGCGCGCACCCCGACGAGCUCCACUACGACUACAUCGACGUGGACACGUUGACGGACAUCCGCCACGCCGCCACGCACUCCUUCCUGUGGGCCACCGCGGCCGCCGCCACAUCGUCUCACGGCAACGGCGCCACAUACGACGAGGUCUACGAAAGUGUAGCGGAUGACGAGGGCGGGGCGGCCAAAGGCGGCCCGGUCAGACGCCACGCCUCAUUCUCCAGCAGGGACUCUGAUAGGACGGAGCAGCAGGCCGCCAUCAAAAGACACGCCUCCAACAUCAACCAGUACGGUCGUUACGGGAAACUGCGGGCAGAGGACGACGCCAGGCGGUACGUGAUGCAACAGACGGACCUGGAGAGGCAGAAGGACGUCCUCAGACGUGCACUCAACGCCCUGCGUGCCGAGAGGAAAACACUGAAGGAUGCUAAAGAAUUGAAGGACAAUGGUGUCACAGACGUAGGCGUAGAGCGUCGUUUGGUCCAGUUGGAGGCGCUGUGCAGGCAAAAGGAGGAAGAACGGGUGGAACUUGAACUCAAGCUGACCCAAGUCAAAGAAAACCUCAAUAAGUCAUUGGCCAGGGGCGCCGUUGUGGCUCCACCUACCCAAGCCGCCAUCAAUGCCAAGGUACGCGGCAGCAAGACACAGAAACUUUCCAACAACAACGAGAUAAUUCCCGUCAACUCUGCAGCAGAACUCCGAAAACGGCCACCCUCUCUUUAUGCCUCCUCCAAGGGAAACGUCAUGCAAAAGGCAAAGGAGUGGGAGUCAAAAACAUGCACGUAA
This is a messenger RNA of Nerophis lumbriciformis (worm pipefish), 2328 nucleotides long. NCBI's taxonomy places the organism in Eukaryota, Metazoa, Chordata, Actinopteri, Syngnathiformes, Syngnathidae. The record is from RefSeq and is a predicted model, not a curated record.